Molecule: messenger RNA, 456 nt
Organism: Phoenix dactylifera (date palm)
Lineage: Eukaryota; Viridiplantae; Streptophyta; Magnoliopsida; Arecales; Arecaceae
Source: RefSeq, a predicted model, not a curated record
AUGGACUUCCAGACCUUUGAUACCACAUCAUUGAUUCCGUCACAAGUCAACCAACUUCUAUCAAACCUGAAUAUGCUCCGAGGCUUAGAAGGGCCAACAAAGGAAAGAAUGCCCCGAUCGGCGAUCGACGAUUCCGCUUCUCCGCCGCCGUCGACCUCGCCGCCGUCUGAGCCCCGAUCGGCGAUCGACGAUUCCGCUUCUCCGCCGCCGUCGACCUCGCCGCCGUCUGAGGUAACAAUAUGCCCCGAGGGAGACGAUUUAGAGAUGUGGAGUUCCAGCAUUCUCAGGUGGGAUCUACUUCUGAUCAGUCCCAGCAGUCAUGUGAGCACCAGCAGCAUGAGUCAGAAUCUCAGCGCGAGCCUCCUGCUGAUUGUCCGGAGGAUGAGCUCCGGAUCCAGGAUGGACAAGGGACGGUGAGGACGAGACGGGGACCCACCCAAGCAAAGGAUGUGUGGA